GCGCCGCGAUCACAGCAACGAGACAACCAAAAUAAAGUGAGCACAACAAACCCGUAGCGCAUGAUGGCGGCGUCGCUGCUGCGCCGGGACAAGAAAUCCACCGCCGCCCACCUGAAGGCUGACCUGAAGAGGACUGACAACAGCUCGGGGCUGCGGCAGCUGCAGGAGCUGCUAGAUAGCGUGCUGCACCCGGAGCGGGGCUCGGAGCCGGAGGCGCUGGAGUGGUGUAAAUGGCUGCUGGCUGGAGGCGACGGCUUCGACGAGUUCUGCCGGACCGUACGCUCCUACGAUAACGCCACCCUCUGCGGACUGGUGUGGACCGCAAACUUCGUGGCGUACCGCUGCCGGACCUGCGGCAUCUCGCCGUGCAUGUCGCUAUGCGCGGAGUGCUUCAAUAACGGCGACCACACGGGCCACGACUUUAACAUGUUCCGGAGUCAGGCCGGCGGGGCCUGUGACUGCGGGGACGGGAACGUGAUGAGAGAGAGCGGGUUUUGCAGUAGGCAUCGAUUAAAAACAGGAGAGAAUGUGCCGUCAGUCCCUCGGGAUCUGCUGCUCAUGUCUGAGAUGGUGCUGCCGCGGUUUAUCAUCACUAUCAUUCAGUACCUGAGAGACGGCUACACGGAGCCAGAGUCGGCCGCUGACAGAGAUCUGCAGAAGGUUCUGCAGCAGUUAGACCUGCACAUAUCCUUCUUAGAAGAGCUCACCAAGAUGGGCGGAGCCAUGCGCACUGUUCUCACCAAGAUCUUAACCAAUCAGCAGACCUUUAAAGAACUGAGCAUGGGUCAAGAGGAGAAUGUUUAUGCGAAGAGGAACUAUGAGAAGUAUUUGUCAGCACUGAAGAGUUCAGGUCUGUUGUCGGUGGAGGAGAAAGGAACAGGAGCUGGGGCUACAGACACCCCGGCUGGGGCAGGAGCGCUCAGUCUACUGGGAGCUACUGCUGCUGCCAGUCUGGAGGACUCUAGCAAAGAGGAGGAUCAGGAUGGACUGCAGGGUGUGGGCCAGAGGAAAAGAGUCAAGCUCAGUAGCAGUACCAAAGAUCCAUCCAUAAUGGACACCCUGAAACAUAAAUGUUUUUUAGAAGAGUUAUUGUUUUGGACUAUUAAGUAUGAAUUUCCACAGAAGAUGGUCACUUUUUUGCUCAACAUGUUGCCAGAUCAGGAUUACAAGAUCACUUUCACUAAAACAUUUGUACAACACUAUGCCUUCAUCAUGAAGACCCUCAUGAAGAGCCACGAGUCGGACACCAUGUCCAACCGCAUCGUUCACAUCAGCGUGCAGCUCUUCAGUAACGAGGAGCUGGCGAGACACGUCACAGAGGAGUGCCAGUUACUGGACAUCAUGGUCACUGUGCUCAUCUACAUGAUGGAGAGCUGCCUUAUCAAGAGCGAACUGCAAGAUGAGGAGAGUAAUCAUCACGUGGUGGUGAACUGUGGUGAAGCUCUGCUGAAGAAUAACACCUACUGGCCUUUAGUUAGUGAUUUUAUUAAUAUCCUCUCGCACCAAAGUGUGGCCAAGCGCUUCCUGGAGGAUCAGUCUCUGCUGCUGCCCUGGAUGAGUUUCGUCUCCUUCUUCCAAGGGAUGAAUCUGAAUAAGAGAGAGCUGAAUGAACACGUGGAGUUUGAGUCUCAGACGUAUUAUGCAGCGUUUGCAGCUGAGCUGGAGGCCUGUGCUCAGCCCAUGUGGGGUCUCCUGACACACUGCAAAGUCAAAGAGACCCAAGAGUACACUAAGACAGUGGUGCAGUACUGUCUGGAUACUCUUCAGAUGUGGUUUGAUGCCAUUGGGUUUGUAGAUGAGCCUGCCCUCAACCAGCUGACCUUUCAUUUACCUCUCCAUAGAUACUAUGCCAUGUUCCUCAGCAAGGGAGUGAAGUGUCAAGGUCUGGAUUUGGACAGUUUGCUUCCUGAUCAGGAGAUGCUUAUGAAGAUCAUGGUUCACCCUCUUCAGAUACAGGCUAGCCUGUCUGAGAUCCAUAGUAACAUGUGGGUGAGAAAUGGGCUGCAGAUUAAAGGCCAGGCCAUGACUUAUGUCCAGUCUCACUUCUGUAACUCCAUGAUUGACCCGGACAUCUACCUCCUGCAGGUGUGUGCAUCUAGAUUGGAUCCAGAUUACUUCAUUUCCUCAGUGUUUGAGAGGUUCAAGGUGGUGGAUCUGCUGACGAUGGCGUCUCAGCAUCAGAACGCAGUGCUGGACUCGGAGCAGGAGAGACCCAUGCUGGAGGGUGACCUAAUAUUAGCUCAUGUCUUUCUCUCUUUGUGUGUCAUUGCAGGAAUGUCUGAUGAUGAGAUUUUGAGAGCGGAGAUGGUGUCACAGUUGUGUAUGAAUGAUCGUACCCACAGUUCCCUGCUAGAUCUUAUCCCAGAGAAUCCGAACCCUAAGAGCGGUGUGGUGCCGGGCAGCUGUAGUUUUGAGGAGAUGCUGUCUGCUGUGGCUGAUUUCAAAGCCCCGGUGUUUGAGCCUGGAGGAUCCAUGCAGCAGGGCAUGUACACGCCGAAAGCGGAAGUCUGGGAGAAAGAGUUUGACCCUAUAAUGGUGAUUCUACGCACAGUGUACCGCAGAGACGUGCAGUCGGCCAUGGACCGAUACUCAGCAUUUUUGAAACAGUCAGGCAUUCAGACGGGGAACCCCUGGCCGCCCUAUAAGGAGAGGACCCCUCUGCACCCCUGCUAUAAAGGACUGGUGCGCCUUCUGCACUGCAAAACCCUACAUAUCGUCAUCUUUACACUGCUUUACAAGAUCUGGAUGGAUCAUCAGAACAUGUCUGAACAUGUGUUGUGUAUGGUGCUCUACCUGAUAGAACUUGGACUUGAUAAUCCGGUUCAGGAUGAUAAAGUGGAAGAAGAGCCCUGUAUUGAGGAGCACUGCCAUGACAGCUGGUUCCCGGGCACCAGCCUGCUGUCUAACCUCCAUCACGUCAUCAACUUUGUGCGGGUUCGAGUGCCAGAGACGGCACCUGAGGUGGAGCGGAAGAGAGAGAGGGAGAGAGAGCGAGAAACUCCAGCCAGCACCAGCUCUGAGAGCAGCACCUUCGGACAGAACCUGCGUGAAGCUCAGGUGUUCAGUCUAGUGGCGGAGCGCAGAAGGAAGUUCCAGGAGAUCAUAAACCGCAGUAACCACGAGGCCAGUCAGGCGGUGCGUCCCAAGUCCUCAUCCUCUCGCUGGCUGCCGCCCGGCUCGCCUCCGCAGCUGGUGACCGAGAUCCUGGAGAUCGGUGAGAGCAUGCUGUCUCUCCUGGUCAAGCUGCACCAGAAACUGUCUGGCAAGCAGAACUCUCUGUCUCUGAGCUGGCUGGCCGAGGUGGAUCCGGCCCAUCACGCGCACGGAGAUGGGUUAACAGCCAUAGAAAGGAUCCUGGCCAAAGCUGCCACCCGUAGCCGGCACAGCAAGAGGUGCCUACAGGAAAUCUGUGGGAAAGUGUGUCCACCCAUACCGCCCAAGAAGAACAGUCCUGGAGAUAAGAAGAGCAUGGACAAGGAAGAGAGGCGUCAAAGGGCCAGAGAGAGACAGCAGAAGCUGCUGGCGGAGUUUGCCUCCAGGCAGAAGAGCUUCAUGGAGACUGCCAUGGAUGUUGAGUCACCUGAAACAGAUGCCGUGAUGGACAUGGGCUCUGCAGAACCUCUGGACUCGGAGGUUCUGUAUGACUGUGUGAUCUGUGGCCAGAGCGGCCCGUCUACUGAAGACAGACCCACAGGACUGGUGGUACUGCUACAGGCUUCAUCAGUGUUGGGGCACCGUUGCCGUAGUGACACACCCAAGCGAUUGCCUAUUACGGAUGAGGAACAUAUCUACCCCGAGGACACAUGUGGAGCGACCCAUGAUGUUAGGCUGUCCCUUAUGCAACGCUACUUUAAAGAUAGUUCCUGUCUGCAGUCUGUGUCUAUUGGCUGGGACGGGGGGGUGUAUGUGCAGACGUGCGGCCACACCCUGCAUAUAGACUGUCACAAGUCCUACAUGGAGUCCUUACGGAACGAUCAGGUCCUUCAGGGGUUUUCUGUGGAUAAAGGCGAGUUCACCUGUCCGCUGUGUCGUCAGUUCGCCAACAGUGUUUUGCCCUGUCGUCCUGGGCGUGGGAUGGAGACGGGCGCCUGGCACGCGCCCAGUAACAAGAGCAUGUCCACACUGGUGAAGGAAGUGAAGGACCUUCAGGAACAGCUGGGCAUUUUCCCAGUGGAGUCAAAUCUGAGUAAAGAGAUGGAAUCUGUUAUAAAGGAUAUUAAAAACACCACACAGAAAAAAUACAUGGAUUAUGGGAAGAACCCAGGGUCACCUGACAAUGACUUCCUGUUCAUGUACUCCGUGGCCAGGACAAAUCUGGAGUUAGAGUUGGUUCAUCGUGGGGGGAAUCUGUGCAGUGGAGGGGCCAGUGCUGCUGCCAAACGCUCCUGUCUCAAUCAGCUGUUUCAUGUGCUGGCCAUGCACAUGCGUCUCUACAGCAUAGAUUCAGCGUACAACCCCUGGACCAGACUCACACAGAGCAUGCACAGCAGAGACCAUGUGUACUGUGAUGAUGAACGUCCUGAGGUGCCCAUGCUCUUCAGAGACGUCCCAUCCCUCCUCAUCAUCUUCAUCCUUACCAUGCCUCAGCCUUUACGCAAAGAGCACUUUACGUGUGUGGUGAAGGUGUUGUACAGUCUGCAGUACACACAGGCUCUGGCCGCUCUGUCUGUCAGAUUCAGCCGUGAGGAGAGACUCGCCUGGAGCAAGAAGAACACGCCAAACUCUGACAAAUCAUGGGAGUCGCUCCUGUGUCACAUGAUCUCUGAGCUGACGAAGGCCAAAGAUGUGUAUGACACAAACUCUGAGGAAACACUUGUGUUGAGCUCCAGUGUGUGGUCUCCUCAGUCCAUUGAGUUCAGCCUACAGCAGUUCUGUCUGCCCUUCCUGAGACUGUCCUGUUUACUGCAGCACCACCUGUAUGGAGACAGCUUACCCGGCUGCCUGGUGGAGGAGGAGUUCUCUCUGCUGGCCGGGUGUCUGGGUUUGGCUGGUUCUGCUCAGUCCAGUGCAGCGUGUCUGGAGUGGAACGUCAAUGCUUUGGAUCUGAUCAGUCAGUGGUGUUCAGAAGUCAUCGCUCUGUCUGAUACUCCCACCCAGCAGUCUGUGUCUCUAUUAGGUCAGGAUCCGCAGUGGGCCGCCCCUCGCCUCCUGCACCUGCCAGACAAUUACAAUACCAUCUUCCAGUAUUACCACAGGAAAUCCUGCACCAGCUGCGGCAAGACCCCCAAAGACCCUGCGCUCUGCCUGGUGUGCGGCGCGUUCGUCUGUCUGAAGGGUCAAUGCUGUAAACAGCAGGGCGUCUGUGAGUGUGUGCUGCACUCUCAGCACUGCGGAGCUGCGACCGGUAUCUUCCUCCUGAUUAACGCCUCGGUCAUCAUUAUCAUCCGAGGCCAUCGCUUCUGUCUGUGGGGGUCUGUGUAUCUGGACGCUCAUGGAGAGGAGGACAGAGACCUACGUCGAGGAAAGCCUCUGUAUUUAUGUGAGGAGAGAUACCGCGUUCUGGAGCAGCAGUGGGUCUCGCACACCUUCGACCAUAUCAACAAGCGCUGGGGUCCCCAUUACAACGGACUUUAACAGUACAGCCCACAUCCUGGAGAGGACAGGUCACAUGAUGUCAGUGGCAGCCUCUGUGACAUCCUCUGAUGAUUUCUGUCGUGUAAUAUAAAGAAAACCUGCAUUGAGUUGGCCACCGCCUGGGUUCAUGUGAAGUUUAGUGUACAAUCAAGCCUAUUGACUAACAGCGUGUGUGUGUGUGUGUGUGUGUGUGUGAGUGUGUUCAAAAGUGAUUUUUCGUGUGGAUUUAUAGGGGGAGAAUUUCGUUUUGUUCCAGCAAGCUCAAAGUGAAAGCACACUGAGUGAAUCUGUGUCUAGUCUGUUGGACGCACAAGUGGAAUAAUACUUCAGUUCUGUAAUGUUUGGAAAACUGAAAUAGUUUUUGAGGAGAGAGACUCUUGUAGGGAAAAAAAAAACAAAACCAUUUCGACCAAUGUUAAACAAAUCAUGUAUAGAUAUCAAAAUUAAUAUCAAAACCUUGAAUGCUGAAGGUACCAAGACUCUCUACAUAUCCACCCACCGCCCCGUGACCACAUCGUGCUGUUUGAGCUGAAACACAUCUCAUAAGACUGACUGUGGGUUUAAAGCAGGGUAUGAGACGAAAUAUCAACCGAUUAGAGCUAAAGUGAGAUUUCUCUCUGACUCGAGGUGUAGUUGCUGCCAUCCUCAGGAAUAUUAUUUAAUUUUUUUUAUUUUAUUUUUUUUGCUUGUAGUCUCAGAUAAAAGAUUUUAAUAUUUAAGAAGUGCUGCUAUUCAUUGUUUGAAUAAAGUAAAUUAUACCUUUGUAAAAUAUAUAUAUUUAUAUAUAUUUUUACAAUAUUCAUCUUUUUUUUUUCUAAUGGAGGCUCUGUUUUUGAUGGUGGUUGGGUUGUCUGUUUAGUUUAUUAUUAAAAUAUUCCCCUGCAACCUUGUAGCACACUUUAUUAAAUGGCUAGAGACAGAGCUAGUCUUUAUGUAAUGAUCUGCCGCCCUUUCCCUGAGAUAAAGUUCAUAAAGGUCAACUAAAAAUAUAUAAAACUUAAUUUUUUUUUUUUUUUUUUUUUUUUUUUUUUUUGGCAUUAAGAAAAUGAAGUUGGUUUUAGAAUAAAGAUUAUUUUUAUCAUUUUCACCACUAACACAAUUUGCCCCAAAUUCUUAUUACUGCAAACCAUCUUAAUGUGUUUUUCCCUUCAGUAGGUUCCUUUUUUUAAAAAAAAAAACUGUAAAGCGUGAGCAGAUGUUUAAUUUGUCUGUUAAUACAAUUAUGGUUCUAAAAAUCUGCUUCCUUUUUAUUUAUUAUUGCAAAAUAGAAUUUCUUUAAGGGUGAAAUAGUGAUCUGUGAAUAUUGACAGAUUUCCUGAGAUUCACCAAACUAUAGCCAAAGUAAUCUUGCCACACACCCACCUAGUCAGUUUUUACUCCGUUUUGAUUGUCUUUCAUUUAUUCUAAUUAAAUGAUAAUUCCUGGACUGGUGUCAGAUGGUCCAUAGGGGGCAGUGUUUGCCAUUACACUGAGCACUGGUUCAGCAAGUCACAUCAUACAGAUUCUCAGAGCCAUUUGAUGACUGGUCUGUUGGUAGCAACUGGCCGCCAGAGUUCAGUUUCUCCUCCUCUAGGAUUUUCCAGGUAGUGAAGUUUUCUUUUGUUUAAAGACAUUAUUAUUUAUGUUGUUGUGAUAUUUUGAUGCACACACCAUUCGAUAUCUUGAGUUCCUGAUCUGAAGUGUUCCUGAGAAAAGGGUUGUCACUUUGUUCUACAGCUUUGAACUCGGCCAGAUUGUGUAUAGAUCAUUUAUGCAAUAGAAUCAGACCACUGCAUAAAUUAUCUAAACAUGGAGGGGGGAGAAAAGAUCUGUUUUAAUGUUAUCAAAAAAAAAAAAAAGAGCGGGAAAAAAGAGAAACUUUACAAGAAAGGUACAUUACACAAAUAGUCAUUUAGCGAAGGCUAGUUUUCCAGUCCGAUAAAUGUGGUGUUCCUCAAAGCUCUGUCCUCGGACCAUCAUUGAUUGUGUAAUCUGUGUCUGUGGAGAGGGCAUUGUGUAUGCACAAGUUAAUUAUUUGAAAAUGCAUUAAACUGGAUCACAUCAAAUUGAAUAUUUCACCCCAGUGCAGUGAUGGACAUGUAUGGUAUGGCACACAAUUACUUAAUUUUAUGCAGCUCCUAUGUUACCAAGUGGUUUAAUUUUAGUACUCCCUCUUUUCAUCCUUGUCCCCUUAAAAAUUAAUAUCACUUUAACACAAAAUGGCCCCACUCUAAACCUUACAGUGAUCCACGAUGCGUGACCACAUUGAGAGUUCUUGGGGAAAAAAAUAAAAUAAAAUAAAUAAAUAAAAUUAUCCUAUUCUAUUUGUUGUAUAUAGAAAUUUAAUACACAAAUUUAGAUGAAGUUUGCAGUUCAUUUUCACAUUUGAUGUUUUGUAUGUCUAUUUUGGUUGUGCGUCACAAUCAAAAUAAUGACAUCAGUGGAGCCAUUGUAAUUAUAUUAAGUGCUAUUAUAGUGACACAUGCAACAUCCAGCUAUAUUGCGGGCAUUUUGCCUUUUGUUUGUCUCUUAUUGAAGACAGACAUGCACCCCCAACACAACACACACAUAUACGCAUAUUCAGACAUUUAAGCACUGAUUUAAAUAAAUAAAAAGCAUGUUUGAUUUGUAUUGAUCAGUUUGAUUGGUAAGUAUUGAUUAUCAUUGCCGCAUUAAUGCCAUGCUGGAGGGAAGAUGGUUUCGAUGCACUUGAAGUUUGCUUCUUUUCUUUAUUUUGUCUUGUUUUCUUGCAUGCUGCUGUUAUUUUUUCUUCUUUUUCUUUUUUUCCUAUUCUUUUCUUUGAGAGUUCUUUUCUCUCCUUCCCCACUUUGUAUAGACAGACAGUUGUGCUUCGUGUGAUGGGCAGAUGAUGCUGGUGUGUUCUCCUGCGGUGAAUGUUUGUCAGGCAGGCAGUAAUACAGUACAUUACUGUAGGUGCUGAUUCAGACUUUAUGAUGUCAUCUCAGAAAGGGUGACUUUUAAUGACAUUUAAUGCAAAAUGUAACAUAUGUGAAUAAAAUACACAGAUGCUCUGA
Cyprinus carpio (common carp) is the source of this 8588-nucleotide messenger RNA. It is a transcript of the gene ubr3, whose product is annotated as ubiquitin protein ligase E3 component n-recognin 3. Gene Ontology annotation, cellular component: ubiquitin ligase complex; cytoplasm. The coding region runs from base 61 to 5574 and encodes 1837 amino acids. The record is from RefSeq and is a predicted model, not a curated record. Gene Ontology annotation, biological process: protein ubiquitination; ubiquitin-dependent protein catabolic process via the N-end rule pathway. Gene Ontology annotation, molecular function: zinc ion binding; ubiquitin protein ligase activity. NCBI's taxonomy places the organism in Eukaryota, Metazoa, Chordata, Actinopteri, Cypriniformes, Cyprinidae. The transcript is spliced from 39 exons.